Guillardia theta CCMP2712 is the source of this 540-nucleotide messenger RNA. RefSeq lists its product as hypothetical. Bases 1 to 540 code for a protein of 179 amino acids. NCBI's taxonomy places the organism in Eukaryota, Cryptophyceae, Pyrenomonadales, Geminigeraceae. The record is from RefSeq and is a predicted model, not a curated record. The transcript is spliced from 5 exons. Gene Ontology annotation, cellular component: signal peptidase complex; membrane. Gene Ontology annotation, molecular function: serine-type endopeptidase activity.
AUGAACGUCAUGUCAGAAACUUUUCAAGCCUUGAGGACGAUGAGAAAGCGCCAGCUUGCUCAUCAAGUCAUCAACUUGGGGCUCAUCAUCACCUCGGCGCUGAUGAUCUGGAAGUUUCUAAUGGUCGUAACGCACAGUGAGAGCCCUGUCGUCGUGGUUCUGAGUGGGAGUAUGGAACCGGCUUUUCAGCGCGGCGAUAUUCUGUUUCUAUGGCUGGGGAGCGCACCCUUCAGGAUAGGCGAGAUCGUUGUGUUCAAGAUCGAGGGCCGAGACAUUCCGAUCGUACAUCGCGUGAUCAAAGUUCACGAGAAGCAUGAUGGCACCACUGAUGUUCUGACCAAGGGAGACAACAAUGACGUCGACGACCGUGGACUGUAUGCCCCAGACCAGCGAUGGCUGAACAAGAAGCACAUUAUCGGCAGGGCUGUCGGGUACCUCCCCUACGUGGGGAUGGUGACCAUCAUCAUGAACGAUUACCCAUACUUGAAAUACGCUCUGAUCGGAUUGCUCGGCAUCUUUGUUCUGACAAGUCGCGAAUAA